Messenger RNA from Drosophila melanogaster (fruit fly), 1053 nucleotides. RefSeq lists its product as uncharacterized. Bases 189 to 986 code for a protein of 265 amino acids. Lineage: Eukaryota; Metazoa; Arthropoda; Insecta; Diptera; Drosophilidae. Gene Ontology annotation, molecular function: serine-type endopeptidase activity; hydrolase activity; peptidase activity. Gene Ontology annotation, biological process: proteolysis. The transcript has a single exon. The record is from RefSeq and is marked reviewed.
ACAAGUAUCCAUACUGUAUACAAAAGUCAUUGUACUUAGAUCUUCAAAAAACCUAUUGCAAUUUACCAUAAAUAAUACAGAACACUUUUUGUAGUCACUGUAGACUUUUCUCGUGGAACGAAUCAAUUUCGAGCCAUUCAAAGAAACUGUUCUGAGAAUGUAAGCCCAUCAUUUGCUCUUCAAAAGCCAUGGAAUCAGGUUGGACACUCGUUCGGCUGCUGUUAAUUCUAAAUUCCGUGAGAACAGAAGCUGGGAAUAGAGAGGAGUGGACUGGCAGGUUCCAUCCCAGGAUUUAUAAUGGCAUAAAGACGACUGUCGAAUCUCUUGGAGGAGUGGGCAUUCAGCUCUUCAAUGGGAGAAAGCUCGUCUGCUCCGCAACACUUCUAACACCGCGACACAUCCUUACGGCAGCCCAUUGUUUCGAAAACCUGAAUAGGUCUAAGUUCCACGUGAUCGGUGGAAAGUCAGCGGAAUUCACUUGGCACGGCAACAACUUCAACAAGAAUAAACUUAUAAGGGUGCAAAUUCAUCCGAAAUAUGCGAAAAUGAAAUUCAUCGCGGAUGUCGCGGUGGCGAAGACCAAGUAUCCCUUGAGGAGCAAGUACAUCGGCUACGCCCAGCUCUGUCGAUCGGUACUGCAUCCAAGGGAUAAACUCAUUGCAGCCGGUUGGGGAUUCGAAGGCGGCGUUUGGGAUGAGUCCAGGAAGAAAACAUUUCGCUCGAUGAAAGUUGGUAUUGUGAGUAAACGAGAUUGCGAGAAGCAGCUGGAUCGCAAGAUGCCACCCAAUAUCAUCUGUGCCGGUGCCUACAACAACAAGACUCUCUGCUUCGGCGACUCCGGUGGACCACUUCUGUUGGGGCGGCAAGUUUGUGGCAUCAACACGUGGACUUUCAAAUGCGGCAACAACGAAAAGCCAGACGUAUACAUGGGUGUGCGAUACUACGCCAAGUUUAUUAAAAGAACUAUUAACAGAAUGGGCUUUUGAAGAAAUUUAUUUGAGUAUCACAAAAUAAAAAUACUGUCUAUCUAAGUUUACAACUUAGUCAUAAAUU